Molecule: messenger RNA, 1062 nt
Organism: Rotaria sp. Silwood1
Lineage: Eukaryota; Metazoa; Rotifera; Eurotatoria; Philodinida; Philodinidae
Source: the annotation of a GenBank genome assembly
AUGGAAUUUAAUGAAACUAAUAAAAUACGUGUAAUCAAUUCAAAUAUAGUUGCGGCAGCUAUUAUUAAUAAUGAAACAGUGAAUAAUGCUGAUAAUAUUAGCGUAUUUAUACUGGCUAAACCUAAGGCAUAUGAAACUUUAGAUGUUUCAAACAAUCAAUCUCUUGUAUCACCCGUCAUCACAUUUGGUGUGCAGAAAAAAGAUAAUAAUUCGCCAAUCACUCUUUAUUUAUAUUUUCAACCUUCAGAAGAUAAUAAAACACGUAGUGCUGAUCAAUAUGCAGGUUCAUUUUUUAAUACUAAUACUUCAAAAUGGGAUACAGCUGGUUGUACUAAACUUCAAUAUAACAAAAGCUACAAUCGUUAUGAAUGUAUUUGUAAUUAUCUUACAUUUGCUCUUAUAUGGUCACCGAAUCUAGCAAAUACAACAAAUCUCACUUCUCAAGAUAUUGCAUCAAUGACAUUUCUAUCAAUAUCUAUUCUCUGUUUUAUUGCAGUUAUUAUUCAUAGCUUUAUUACUUGUCUUCUCAAUCCUGCUAUGUCAAUGAAUGCGCGUGACUUACUUUCAUUGAUUUCAUCUGCAAGUACAACUAUUCUUUUUAUAUUCUUUAUUGCCCUUAGUAUGACAGUUUAUACUCCAGCAAAGCCUGAUCAUGGAACAAAAUGUUUAUUAAGUUCAAGUGUAUUGAUGUUUUUCGUUUAUUUCUUUUUAAUUUUUAUGUUUUGUACCAAAACAAGUUUUGGUUAUUUUAAUUAUCUUCGAUUUGUUCGACUCUUUUCUGAACCAUCAUAUCGAAAACUAUUUGUACUACUAGCUAUAUCUUUUUGUAUUUCAAUAAUCGGUACUUCUUUUGCAGUGGAAUUCAAUUCUAACGCAUCCUAUUAUAUAACUCAAUUACAUAGAAAUAAACUUUGUUGGUUUACUCAAGAUAUUCUUCAUUAUUUUAUGACAAUACCUCUCGGUAUAUUUCUUCUACUGAAUUUCAUCCUAAUAUUUUUUGUCACUAGACGUAUUAUUAAUCAUGUUCAACGUGCUAUAUCUCCUCAUCAUACAUAUAAAUGA